UCACACACUCAUCUACAUCAUGACCUUCACAAUCUUCUCCAUCACCUGCCUUGCUCUGGUGGCCUCUGCUCUGGGUUGUGGAGUUCCUGCGAUUAAACCACAGACGAUCGGCAGCAGGAUUGUGAACGGACAGAAUGCCAUCUCUGGUUCUUGGCCCUGGCAGGUCUCUCUUCAGCUCGCCAAUGGUUUCCACUUCUGCGGAGGGUCCCUGAUCAACCAGAACUGGGUUCUCACUGCUGCCCAAUGCGCUGUCGAGGUCGGCUCUCACCGAGUCAUUCUUGGAGAACAUAAUCGUGGAUCCAACGAUGAACCCAUCCAGAUCCAACUAGUUUCCAAGGUCAUCACCCAUCCGCACUACAACAAGGCAACCUUCAACAAUGACAUUGCUCUUCUGAAACUGUCGUCUCCAGUCACAUUUACUCCUCGUAUCUCUCCUGUAUGUCUGGCUCCAUCAGAAACCAGCAUUGUGCCUGGAACCCGCUGCUUCACCACUGGCUGGGGCCAGACUGCCACCACAACGAGUCCUGAGAUCCUGCAGCAAACAGUUGCACCCAUCAUAAGUACUGAUGUGUGCAGACAGAUGUGGGGUCAGAGCAGAAUCACUGAUGCCAUGAUCUGUGCUGGGGCCUCCGGUUCCUCAUCUUGCCAGGGUGAUUCUGGUGGUCCUCUGGUGUGUGAGAAUUCAGGGGUCUGGACUCUGAUGGGCUCUGUGUCCUGGGAAAGAAGCACUUGUGACCCCCGUUUCCCUGCAGUCUAUACCAGCAUCUCCCAGCUGCGUUCCUGGAUCAACAAGACUAUUGCUUUCAACUAGAGCACCAGUCUGAAUAUUUAUUUCCUGUCUUUGAUUCCCCGUUGGUGGUCUUUCUCUUUAUGGGUUUGGGUCAGUCAAUGACUUCAUGCUGUGGUCUGUGACUUCAUAUUGUUUUCCUGUUUCAGCUGCACAAAUAAUGUUUCAAUAAAUGAGUAUAAAUA
Messenger RNA from Puntigrus tetrazona (Sumatra barb), 972 nucleotides. RefSeq names its product chymotrypsin-like protease CTRL-1. The transcript has 7 exons. The record is from RefSeq and is a predicted model, not a curated record. Gene Ontology annotation, biological process: proteolysis. Bases 20 to 811 code for a protein of 263 amino acids. Gene Ontology annotation, molecular function: serine-type endopeptidase activity. NCBI's taxonomy places the organism in Eukaryota, Metazoa, Chordata, Actinopteri, Cypriniformes, Cyprinidae.